Molecule: messenger RNA, 1704 nt
Organism: Penicillium nucicola
Lineage: Eukaryota; Fungi; Ascomycota; Eurotiomycetes; Eurotiales; Aspergillaceae
Product: FG-nucleoporin nup42
Exons: 4
Coding region: 1-1704 (567 amino acids)
Molecular function (GO): metal ion binding
Source: RefSeq, a predicted model, not a curated record
AUGACCGUCUGCACGUUUUUUCAGCAGGGCCGCUGCAGAUUCGGGGAUAAGUGCAAAUUCGAGCAUCCUGGCCGAAGCACGGCUGGCCCUUCGGGGAAUAGAUUCGGAGCUCUCUCUGGGUUUGGUGGAACAUCUUCUCCAAACCAAUCCCAAAGUACGAAGUAUGCAGAUGACUUCGGCGUAAAUUCCAGUGAUAUCAAACUUGAUCUGACUGCCGGCAAGAACCGUCCACUCUGGAUCUUUUCUGCCUACUCACCACAGCAACAUGUUCCACGUCAGCUGUUCGGUGGUCCUGGCCGUGAGCAAAGCCCCGAAGAAUUACGCGCGCGCCAUUAUGAACUGGCGGCUGCGGGUAGCAUUGAUCAGGCAGUUCAGGAAUCCCAGGCCCUUUGGACUGAGUCUAUGAAACAGAUGGAAGUUGCCCUGGGUGAUCUGAAUGGCGCAGUAACAUUCAUCAUCAAUGGCAAAAACGAGCACCCUAACAGAUUCGAUAUUGUUGAGGGCAAGACAGGCCCCGAUGCUGCCCAAGCGCCUGCAUCCUUGGGCAAUGCUCCCUCGGGCUUUGGACAACCGUCCACUGUAGGCCAGUCAUCUGGCUUCGGUCAGCCUUCAACUUUAGGUCAGUCUUCAGGCUUUGGGCAGCCUUCGACCUCAGGCCAAUCCUCUGGCUUCGGCCAACCCUCAACUAUGGGACAAUCUUCUGGCUUCGGCCAACCCUCGACCUUAGGUCAAUCCUCCGGCUUUGGCCAACCCUCGUCCCUUGGUCAAUCAUCCGGAUUUGGACAACCCUCGACUCUAGGCCAGUCAUCUGGCUUCGGCCAACCAUCAACUUUGGGCCAGUCUUCAGGUUUCGGGCAGCCCUCGACCUCAGGCCAAUCCUCUGGCUUCGGCCAACCAUCAACUUUGGGUCAGUCCUCUGGGUUUGGACAGCCAUCCAACUUGGGUGGCUCCGGCUUCGGUCAGCCAUCGACUCUGGGAGGACAAUCUGGGUUUGGCAAACCAGGGUUUGGUCAACCCGCAGCCCCAGCAGCCCCGGCAUCAAACCCUUUCGGCGCUCCAGCUACCUCUUCGUCACCCUUCAGCCAAAUCUCCAACAAUCAGCCAGCUCCCGGAGGCUUCGGGCAGCCUGCUCCUACGAACGCGCCCUCGCCAUUCGCACAGACCGCUGCACAACAACCUGCAGCUCCUGCCUCUGGCGGAUUUGGACAACCACAACCGACCUCCGGAUUCCCACCAUCUCAGCCCGCCGCAGCCAAUCCAUUUGGUGCACCCUCUCAACCAGCAGCUAAUCCAUUUGGCCAACCCGCCGUACCGCAAGGCGUGCCAGUGCAGCAUGUCGAUGCUGGCCCUCGAGCUUUCCUCAAGCUUGAUGACCCGAGCCAGCUGAACCCACUUCCAGACCUACAGGGCGAGACAAGGCAUGAUCCAUCGUCCAAGCGUCUGACUCUGUGGAAGGGCCGCCCGGUGAAGUACGUCAAUGACCACCCUUGCUAUUUACACCCGCAAGACAACAGCACGUUGGUUCGCGUCAACUUCCCUAAUGGACCGCCUGAUCCAGCAGGUCUCCGUGAUUCUCAAGGCAAGCCAGAGGAAUACACUCCAGAGAUUGCCGAGGCAUAUGAAUUCUAUCUUAACAAUGGUUACUUCAAGGAUGGCAUUCCAUCCGUACCUCCCAAGAGAGAGUGGAUCAGCUUCGAUUUUUGA